This is a messenger RNA of Cylindrotheca closterium, 1023 nucleotides long. The record is from the annotation of a GenBank genome assembly. Lineage: Eukaryota; Bacillariophyta; Bacillariophyceae; Bacillariales; Bacillariaceae.
AUGAGUCGUGCACGUGUGUAUCCGGAUGUCAAUGUCCACAGACCCAGAGAUUACUGGGACUAUGAAGCCCUCACCGUCAACUGGGGAGACCAAGAGGAAUACGAAGUCAUUCGAAAAAUUGGGCGUGGAAAGUACAGCGAGGUGUUUGAAGGCAUAAACGUGGUCAACAAUACAAAGUGUGUCAUUAAGAUUCUCAAGCCCGUGAAGAAGAAGAAAAUUAAGAGAGAAAUCAAAAUCUUGCAAAACAUGUGCGGGGGAACCAACAUUAUUCAACUGUUAGAUGUCGUUCGAGACCCUCAAUCGAAAACGCCUUCUCUCAUCUUUGAACACGUGAACAAUACAGACUUCAAGAUCCUUUACCCAACACUUUCGGACUAUGAUAUUCGGUACUACAUAUUUGAACUGCUGAAAGCACUCGACUACUGCCAUUCCAAUGGGGUAAUGCAUCGCGAUGUCAAGCCACAUAACGUUAUGAUCGAUCACGAGAAAAGACAGCUUCGGCUCAUUGAUUGGGGUUUGGCAGAAUUCUAUCACCCUGGAAGAGAAUACAAUGUGCGUGUCGCAUCACGCUACUUCAAAGGACCUGAAUUGUUGGUGGAUUUGCAAGAGUAUGACUACGCUUUGGAUAUGUGGAGUCUUGGUUGCAUGUUUGCAGGUAUGAUUUUCAGAAAAGAGCCGUUCUUCCAUGGACACGAUAACUACGAUCAAUUGGUGAAGAUUGCCAAGGUGCUUGGAACUGAAGAACUUUUCCAUUACCUUGAUACUUAUGACUUGGAAUUGGAUCCCCAUUUUGAUGGAAUCCUUGGAAGACAUUCCAAGAAGUCUUGGCAAAAGUUCAUCACACCCGAGAACCAGCACCUUGUUUCCGAAGAAGCAAUCGAUUUUGUAUCCAAACUUUUGCGAUAUGAUCACCAAGAGCGACUCUCCGCCAAGGAGGCCAUGGCACAUGCCUAUUUUGCCCCAGUGCGUGAACAAGCAGCCAGAGCAAACCAAACAGCUCCUAGCGAGGGAGCCACCUCCUAA